Aureobasidium subglaciale EXF-2481 is the source of this 1722-nucleotide messenger RNA. RefSeq lists its product as uncharacterized. Gene Ontology annotation, cellular component: cytoplasm. Gene Ontology annotation, molecular function: calcium-dependent phospholipid binding; calcium ion binding. The record is from RefSeq and is a predicted model, not a curated record. The transcript has a single exon. NCBI's taxonomy places the organism in Eukaryota, Fungi, Ascomycota, Dothideomycetes, Dothideales, Saccotheciaceae. The coding region runs from base 239 to 1549 and encodes 436 amino acids.
GAAGCAUGAUCUCAUCUCGUGGUGCAAACCGUUCGAUAUCUCCAAUGAUCAAGGCGACUCGUCCUUCUGCGGCGCUGCGGCGCAGCCAUGCCUAUGAGUACGUCUUUGGUCUUGGUUCGCCCGAUCCUUCCGGCUCAAGGUCGCCUUGGCAAUUGGCGCGAAUGACAUAAGGGCAGCUGCAGCCCUCGGUCAUGACAGCUUUACCAUCUUCUCUCCCAGGCAAUCACAUUUAGCGAGCAUGAGUUACGGCUACCCACAGCAAGGCUACGGCCAACAGUAUCCUCCCCAAGGACAACCUCCAUACCAACAGCAGCAAGGAUAUGGUGCUCCUCCCGGUCCUCCCCAAGGCCACUCACCUUACCCUCCGCAGCAGGGUGGCUACGGUGCUCCCCCGGGCCCUCCCAUGGGCCAUCAUCCAACGCAAUCCUUCGGUGCUCCUCCCGGCCCUCCACCAGGACAGUAUGGCGCUCCUCCCGGUCCCCCACCAGGACAGUUCGGUGCCCCACAAGGUCCUCCCCCUGGUCAGUACGGCCAGCCUCAGUACGGUGCGCCGGCACAGUACGGUUCAGGUCCUCCAGCUCCUCCCUCAAUGGGUUACGUCCCUGGUCAAGUCGCGCCGAUGGACAUGUCUAGACAAGCCGAUGACUUGCGCAAAGCGAUGAAGGGAUUUGGAACCGACGAGAAGGCCCUGAUCGCUGUCCUUGCUCCUCUGGAUCCUCUGCAGGCUGCCGGCGUUCGCCAAGCCUUCAAUCAACGCCAUCGUCGCGAUUUGCUCAAGGACAUCGAGUCUGAGACCUCAGGCUACUUCCGCGAUGGCCUUAUGGCUUUGGCUCGUGGCCCACUCGAACAAGACGUUCUGAACGCAAACAAGGCUAUCAAAGGUUUCGGCACCAAGGAGGCUAUUCUCAACGACGUGCUUCUGGGACGCAGUAAUGCCGAUAUGAAUGCUAUCAAAGCACACUACCACCACGUCUACCACAAAUCGCUCGAGUCCGACGUCAAGGGUGACUUGUCUAUGAAGACUGAGCGACUCUUCGACAUGGUCAUAGCAGCACGCCGCAACGAGGAGUCGUCACCUGUCAUUCCCCAGCAGAUCGAGGCCGACGUCACCGAACUUUACCGCGCUACCGAGGGCAGCAAGAUUGGAGCCGAUCAAGUUGCAGUCUGCGCUAUCUUGACUUCGCGCAGCGAUGGUCAGCUCCGUGCCAUCUCUCAGGCCUACCGACAGAAGUAUCACCGUGAGCUUGCCGAAGUUCUGAGAAAGAACUUUAGCGGCCACAUGGAGGAUGCUCUGCUGUUCAUUCUUCUCAAUGCCGAGGACCGCGCCAAGCACGAUGCUCAGCUGCUCGAGGCCGCCAUGGCAGGCAUGGGCACUAAGGACGACCUUCUUGUGAACAGGAUCGUCAGAAUCCACUGGGACAAACACCGCAUGUCGCAAGCUCGGGGCGCCUACAGACACUUCUUCCAGCGAGACUUGGCUGAACGUAUCCGUGGAGAGACAAGAGGCGACUACGAGAAGUUAAUGGUAGCGAUUGUUUCGAGCGCCUAAUUGCCCUACACAACUGACACUUACAGUUGCUCUUUGAUUCUUGAUGAUUAUUACGGUGAUAUAGCAAUAGGGUUAGCGGCGUUUCAUGACUAACGAAAUGGCGGUGCAAACCCUCGACGACCCCUUUUCGCGACUUUUAGUCUUAUGUUAUAAUCAACACACAUGCUCCUACA